Molecule: messenger RNA, 800 nt
Organism: Mollisia scopiformis
Lineage: Eukaryota; Fungi; Ascomycota; Leotiomycetes; Helotiales; Mollisiaceae
Product: putative N-carbamoylsarcosine amidase
Exons: 2
Coding region: 135-800 (221 amino acids)
Source: RefSeq, a predicted model, not a curated record
ACGUCUCGAAUCCAGAGCAAGGAUUGGGAUCACGAAGGCAAUCUCUACUGAAGAUCCGAGAAACUAUUGUAUCACAAUUGUUCACGUAUUAAUCGUCUCAUACUUCUUUUGUACAUGAUAUUAAGGUUUUAAGCAUGUCAGGACUCUCGCCUUCGGAAUACCCGGAAUACGCACAGUUCAUCGCAAACAAAAAAGGCUCGACCGUAGGCUACGGGACAAAACCAGCUUUACUUCUAAUCGAUGUCUGCAAAGCAUAUUUCACACCAGGACCCCUGGAUAUCAGUUCCUACUCGAAUGCAGCAUCCGCCCCAGACUCCAUGAAGAGACUCAUGGCAGCUGCACAUGCUGGAGGCUGCCCCGUCAUCUGGGCAAAGACAAAUUACAUCCAUCCCAAAAUCCGCGAUGCAGGGUUGCUUGCCAUUAAAAAUCCCAGUUUGGAUGUGUUUAGAGAUGGAGACUCGAGAGGGUUAAAUGAGUUUCUAGAAGGCUUCGAGCCGGAUGACAACGAGAUCAUAAUUCAUAAGAAAUGUCCUAGUGCCUUCUUUGGGACGAACCUUCUCACUCAGCUACAUGUUUUAUGGGUCGACACAUUGAUUAUUGGGGGAUUUUGUACGAGUGGUAGUGUGAGAGCAACGGCUUUGGACUCGAUGCAGAGUGGCUUGAGAACAAUGGUUGUGGCAUCAGCAUGUGGAGAUAAGUCACGAGAAACUCAUUUUUCGAAUCUUUUCGAUAUCAAUGCGAAGUACGGGGAUGUGGUUUCGGAACAGGAGUCAAUUGAGAAUUUGAAAGCUGGAAGGUAG